AUGUCUGACCUCAACGAGCGAGCCUUAACACUGGACAAAGCUCGAUCAAUCGAUCUCACCCAAGAUACAGGCUCUCCCGAGCUGGUUCACGUCGAUCAUACCGGCUCAGAUACAGAACGCAGCCAUCGCACAGAACUUGACACGCCUUCGCUUUUGUCGGAAGACGCCGAGAUGGCGAUUACUCGGAAUGCGAACAAUGAUGAUGGCGACAUUUCUCUAGUAGGUUCUCCAAAGAUCACCGAAAGUACAUCCACCGCCAGCGUCUCGUCUCAUCGCCGAAUCGACUCGGUGCCUCCUCAAAAGUAUAGCGUAACGCAUGACGGGGCUACUGGUCUAUCAAGCAGCCUCGCCUCCGCAUCGCUGUACUCGACUGCUGAAGAGGACGAAGAAGAUAUCACCGUCACCCAUCCUCGAGAUAGCGCCGACUUAGAAGACAUCGAUUCGAGCUCCUCUGCACCACAUUCCUACUCUCAAUCACGCGACGCAACCGCAAUAGACAAAGCCGACCUUAACUUUGUUGACAUUGUCUUGGAUGCCCCUGAACCGAAAGCCGCUCUCGGCGGCCAACUCAACGAAUCCUCCACCGCGUUGGCCGGCUCGGCAAAGACCGCAGAACAGAUUCGUAACGACAACCUCAGCAGCCAAGACCUACAACCCAGUACCAGCACUCCACGAGCGGCUGAUACUGAACAUGAAGUAAUCUGUACAACCAGCUCACGUCUUUCAGCUCACGAGCAGAGCCCACCUCCAAGUCCCGACCAGAGCGGGACCGAAGACAGGCGAAGCGCAGAAGGCCGCUAUCGUGGUCGUAGAAGCGCAACUUGCAGCAGAGCAGCCAGCCCGACACGCUCUCUCAGCCGUAGCACAUCACGUCGUAUCUCUAUGGCUGUACCGCAAGAACCGGCUUCACCUUGCAAUGCUCAUCCGUCGGCACAGCCAGAUAGACGCUCUGCGCCUGUAUUGCUUGCCGCCGACGAGCAUGGCAACAUUAGUGUGGUCUCAGAUAUUCCAGUAAGCCCACGCACGGUCCCUACACGUUUGCCACUACAAGACGAACAGGAAGGCACGCAAAUUAGCGCUCGAGCGCAUGGUGAUACAGCAGCGCAGGAAUCGCGAGGACCUCGAUCCGAUGUCAAACUUACAUCAUUGUCAGACGAGAUCGAGGCCGCAGAAGCUGGAGAGCCAUCCAAGACAUGUAGUUCUGCCGAAAUCCAGCCUGCAGCAUCAUCGCUGACUCCUCCAGAUGCCGGUGGGGCUGAGUCUGGCUCGACCGCUAGACUUUCAGACAAGGCGGAUGAGCGCACCUCUAAAAACCGACGCAAAUCGUCGUGGGCCGGCACGAACUGCGUGGAAUCUAGGACACGUAUGACUACGCUGCCUGCGAAAACGAAGACAGAGGAAAUCAAGCACCGCACCGACUUUGAGCGCAUGAUGAUGGCCGCCAAAGAGGUGGAGCGCAGAAAGCGCGACGAGGAGCAGGAGCGCAAACGCCGGCGCCAAGAUGAGCAGCGCGAAGCGCUUACACGUUGGGAAAAGGAAAUUCUGCCGUCUUGGUCUCGUGCGCGUGGAGAUGCUCAACUUGAACAACUCUGGUGGAAAGGCGCACCGCCGAGUAUCCGAGGCCGCGUCUGGGCACUCGUUAUUGGCAAUCCACUGAUGCUUCCUCGCAAUCUUUUGGAGCAGCACGAAAAAAGAGCGGCUGGAAAAGACAACAAGUCGAUAGACGAGACGAUCCCACGGCGCGUUCUAGAUCAGAUCGACGAGGAUAUAGAGGAGACCUUACCGAGUUGCAAGCUGUUCCAGGCCAACGGGCCGUUGCAUGAUGACCUGGUUCGUCUCUGUCGAGCGUUUGUGCUGGUGCGAAUCGAGCAGGUUGCCGAGCUCGACGUUGCUGGAGACGCCAACAAAGCUGCUAGCCACCAUCAAAGUGCAAGUCCCGCUUUGCACACGCUUGCGCUCGCGUCGAUGGACCACUUGAGUGUGCAGGUGGAGCCGCAGGAUGAGUACGCGCGACGUGGCAUCGACAUCUACCAGCCGGGGCUUGCCAGUCUUGCUGCGGUACUGCUGAUUAACAUGUCGAUCAACACGGCGUUUAUUGCGCUCCUGAAUCUGAUCCACUCCAAGUCGUGGCUGAAAGCGCUGUACUCGCUGCUUCCCACGUGUCUCGCGCGCACACGCACGAGCGCCGACGAUGCUUCACCGAAACACAAAGCGAUUCGCGGAUUCGAACGCGUCUUUGAAACGCUUCUUGCGGACCAGAUGCCCAAAGUGUUUGCGAAUCUUUUGGCGAAUAACGUCAAGCUACAUCGAGUCGUGCUCAGGGAAUGGGUAUCGACGCUCUGGACGCGUUGGCUGGACAUGGAUACCGUGAUGCGCCUGUGGGAUGUGGUGCUACUGGAUCAGACGGAUGCGAUGAUUUACAGGGUUUGUUUGGGCUUGGUGCAGAUAUUGGAAUCGAGGCUUUACGUGCCCGAUCAGCACGAGCUCGAGUCGGUCUUGAGCGGAACUAACAGGGCUGCGCUCGCCAUUUGGAGGAGGGACAAGCAGAUGAGCGGCCAUCAGCUAUCCAUAUCACCACCAACAAGCCAAGUCGACACAACUAGCUCGAGCUCCAGCUCGCUCCACCCUCGUCCAUCAGACAUCACACCACGAGACUACAUCUACGAGCAGUACGGCAUCCAGGAACAUCACAUCUUCGAAACGCUGGAGGCGCAGCAGAACUGGUGGAAGCCGUCCACUUUACAGCGCCUACUCGAUCGCGAGUUGAGCGAGUGA
Molecule: messenger RNA, 2775 nt
Organism: Mycosarcoma maydis (corn smut)
Lineage: Eukaryota; Fungi; Basidiomycota; Ustilaginomycetes; Ustilaginales
Exons: 1
Coding region: 1-2775 (924 amino acids)
Source: RefSeq, a predicted model, not a curated record